ACAAAAAGAAGAUGCAAAAAAUUACCAACCAACCAACCAACCGCCUCAAUAAUCCUUCGUUUCAGCCUUCAUGGCCGCCAAGCACCGACCGAGCGCCACCCCCCACCACUGCCUGCGCCGCCGUCCAAAAAUGAAUCCCCGAUUCUCAAUCUUCCUCUCUCUAUUAUUUUCUCAAAUCUUCACCUCCUGCUUCGCCUCGGACGUCUCCAUCUCCGUUUCCCCUCAAACCCUCUCCAAAUCCGGCGACUCCGUCACGAUCCAGUGGUCCGGCGUUGGCUCGCCCUCGAAGCUCGACUGGGUCGGAAUCUACUCGCCCCCGAACUCCUCCCCCGACCACUUCAUCGGCUAUCUCUUCCUCUCCUCCGCCCCGACCUGGGAAUCCGGGUCGGGCUCCAUCACCCUCCCCUUGGUCAAUCUCCGAUCCAACUACCAGUUCCGGAUCUUCCGGUGGACCGAGUCGGAGAUCAACCCGAAGCGCCAGGAUCACGACCACAACCCGCUGCCAGGGACGAAGCACCUCCUGGCGGAAUCCGGUGAGAUCGGGUUCGAGGCGGGUCGGGGCCCGGAGCAGGUCCACCUGGGGUUCACGGAUCGCGAUGACGAGAUGCGGGUCAUGUUCGUGACUCACGACGGGAAGGAGAGCUUCGUGAGAUACGGGUUGUCAAAAGACCCGACGGGUCAGCGCGUGGCGAGCACGCGCGUGGUCAAGUAUGAGAGGGAACACAUGUGUGACGCGCCGGCCAAUCAGAGCAUUGGCUGGAGAGAUCCUGGUUACAUUCAUGAUGGGAUCAUGACAGAUUUGAAGAAAGGAAAGAGGUAUUAUUACCAGGUUGGAAGUGAUGCAGGAGGUUGGAGCAUCACUAACAGCUUUGUCUCACGAAAUGAGGACUCCGAUGAAACUAUAGCUUUCUUAUUUGGAGACAUGGGAACCGCAACGCCAUACUCGACAUUCCUUCGCACACAAGAUGAAAGCAUAUCGACUAUGAAGUGGAUCAGCCGAGACAUUCAGGCUCUUGGUGACAAGCCAUCAUUUAUUUCGCAUAUUGGUGAUAUCAGCUAUGCAAGAGGAUACGCAUGGUUGUGGGACCAUUUUUUCUUCCAGAUCGAACCAGUUGCCUCCAAAGUUCCUUACCAUGUGUGCAUAGGUAAUCACGAAUACGAUUGGCCUAUGCAGCCUUGGAAACCAGACUGGUCCUACUCUGUGUAUGGAAAAGAUGGUGGGGGUGAAUGUGGUGUGCCAUACAGUCUCAGGUUCAACAUGCCCGGGAACUCUUCAGAGCUAACUGGAACCCUCGCCCCAGCCACUCGAAACCUUUACUAUUCGUUCAGUACAGGGGCAGUUCAUUUUGUGUACAUAUCAACAGAAACCAAUUUUCUUCCUGGGAGCAGCCAGUAUAACUUUAUAAAGCAUGAUUUGGAGUUGGUUGAUAGGAAAAAGACCCCAUUUGUCGUUGUCCAAGGGCACAGGCCAAUGUACACAACGAGCCAUGAAAACCGGGAUGCCCCAUUCAGGGAGAGAUUGCUCAAUCACCUUGAACCGCUCUUCGUGAAGAAUAAUGUGACCCUUGCAUUGUGGGGUCAUGUCCACAGAUACGAAAGAUUUUGUCCCAUAAACAACUUCACUUGCGGGAGUUUUGGCCUGAAAGGGGAGGACUGGGAGGCAUUUCCCGUGCACGUUGUAAUUGGGAUGGCAGGGCAAGACUGGCAACCGAUUUGGGAACCAAGACCCCAACAUCCAGACGACCCCAUAUUCCCACAGCCAGAGCAGUCUCUCUACCGAGGGGGCGAGUUUGGAUACACUAGACUCGUCGCCACCAAGGAUAAACUUACACUUUCCUACGUGGGGAACCAUGACGGGGAGGUACACGAUAUGGUGGAAAUCCUGGCAUCGGGGCAAGUCCUCAGUGGCAACAACGGUGAUGGUGUUACCAUGGCCAGGAGUAAGAUCAUGGACUCGACCUUUUCAUGGUACGUCAAGGUAGCAAGCGUACUCGUGCUUGGGGCUUUUAUGGGAUACGUUAUUGGGUAUGUAUCGCAUGCCAGGAGAGGAGCUGCUGCAUCCGGGACAGACUGGAUUCCAGUGAAGAGCGACGAAAUAUAAGUCCUAGACCUUUCCUCGCUUCUUCUUUGAAUCAAGUAGGCUUGACAAUCGCCAUCUCUACUCCUCAAAUGCACUUGUACAGUCUGAAACUACUUGAGCUUGUAACAGACGAGGUUCCAGUGUCACAAGCAAUGGAUUUGUGCUGUCUAGAAUCGUUCGAGUCUGAGCAAGCUUUGGAUGCAGCGAUGCAUUAUGGUAAGAAGUUGUUUUUGCUGAUUGACUAUGUAAAAUAUUUGUUCUCCAGAUGUUUGUAAAUGUGUGUUUGUACUCUGGCAGUGUAUCAGAUUGUUGACUGGGAUUUCUAUGAGCAAUUGCUCUGUUUUCCCAAGGAACUCAUCACACAGUCAUCUUCUCUUGUGUGGGAUAUAAGAAUAAGAUAACCUUGCUUGAGUUUAUUGUUCUCUUUUCUUA
Molecule: messenger RNA, 2512 nt
Organism: Diospyros lotus (date-plum)
Lineage: Eukaryota; Viridiplantae; Streptophyta; Magnoliopsida; Ericales; Ebenaceae
Product: probable inactive purple acid phosphatase 2
Exons: 2
Coding region: 71-2101 (676 amino acids)
Molecular function (GO): acid phosphatase activity; metal ion binding
Source: RefSeq, a predicted model, not a curated record